GCCCACGCGGAAUGGCUGGGCGCAGAGGCUGCGAGGGCGGGCGGCCGGGCGGGUGACUACGCGAGGCGCUUUGAGGAGCUUGGACAUUGUCCCCUGAGGUCGCCGGACAGCUGUCACCCAAAGGAGCGCACGCUGCAUGUCGGGGCCACCUCUGAAAUUCUCCUCGUCACCUUGGUUCGGGAGUGGAAACGCAGAGCGCUCGCCUCCCCUCCUCUCCUGGGAGGAUGGACAUCAGCUCUGUGGUCCCUGCCGGCUGUCCCCUCACAGUCAGAGCUUGUUGGUGGCAGGAGGGAUGGUGACCCCCAGGGAAGGGAGUGAUGACCCCGUGCUGCCGGACCUGCCCCGGGGGCCCCUGCACGUGGCCCGGGCCCGUGCCUCCUUCCCCUGGAAGGAGCUGGCGCUGUUCUGGGAAGGGGAGGACACACUGCGCUUCAAGACUGCACAUCCGAGGCAGCCCGUGGCCUCGAGAAGUCCACGUAAGCAAGAGCGGAAGGGCAGUCUGUGCUUUGCCUCCAAAUCAGCCAUUCCUCGCCUCCCACGUUUCCAGAAAACCAUCUUCUCAGCCCUGGAGAACGACCCGCUCUUCGCCCAGCCCCGCGGGAGCCUCUCUUUGGAGAAGUACCGGGAGCUGAACUUCCUGCGCUGCAAGCGGGUCUUGGAAUACAACUUCCUCCGCGUGGAGGACUUGCUGGGGAGCCCGCAGAGGGUCCUGGCGCUGAUCCACUGCCUGAGCAUGUAUGACUGGUCCCUGGCCGCCAAGUUCUUGCUGCAAGUGCUGAUUUUUGCAUCCGUGAUUUACAGCUCUGGUUCUGAAAGGCAUUUCAAGUAUCUUCCCAGGAUCUUCAGUAUGGAGAUUAUUGGAUGUUUUGCCCUGACUGAAGUGAGUCACGGGAGUAAUACCAAGGCCAUGCGGACGACCGCUCACUAUGACCCCGCCGACGAGGAAUUCAUCAUACAUUCCCCUGAUUUCGAAGCCGCCAAGUUCUGGAUCGGCAACAUGGGCAAAACCGCCACGCACGCGGUGGUGUUUGCUCAGCUGUACAUGCCAGGGGGCCAGUGCCACGGGCUGCACCCCUUCGUCGUGCAGAUUCGGAACCCGAAGACCCUUCUUCCCAUGCCGGGGGUGAUGGUUGGCGACAUUGGGAGGAAGCUUGGGCAGAACGGUCUGGACAACGGAUUCGCCAUGUUCCACAAGGUGAGGAUUCCUCGCCAGGACCUGCUGAACCGCAUGGGAGACGUCACCCCCGAGGGCACCUACGUCACCCACGUUAAGGGUGCCAGGCAGCGCUUCAGCGAGUCCCUGGGCAGCUUGUCCUCCGGCCGGGUCACCCUCGUGGGCGUGUCCGUCGUGAACCUGAAGCUGGCCGUGUCCAUAGCUCUGCGUUUCUCAGCCACCAGGCGUCAGUUUGGACCGACAGACGAGGAGGAGGUACCGGUGCUGGAGUAUCCGAUGCAGCAGUGGCGCUUACUGCCGUUCCUGGCUGCAGCCUAUGCCUUGGACCACUUUUCCAAAUCGCUCUUCCUGGACCUGGUGGAGCUUCAGCAAGGCCUUCUGGCGAACGACCGGAGCGCCAGGCAGGCAGAGCUGGGACGUGAGAUCCACGCCUUGGCAUCGGCCGGCAAGCCCCUGGCCUCGUGGACGGCCCAGCGGGGAAUUCAGGAGUGCCGGGAGGCGUGCGGAGGACAUGGCUAUCUGGCCGUGAACCGUCUGGGCAGCCUCAGAGACGACAACGACCCGAACUGCACGUACGAAGGCGACAACAACGUCCUGCUGCAGCAGACCAGUAACUACCUGCUCAGCCUGCUGGCGUGCCGGGACCAAGGUGGUGCCCGCAUCGAGAGCCCACUGAAGACCGUGGACUUUCUGGAAGCCUAUCCCAACAUCCUUGGCCAGAGGUUUGCAGGUUACAGCCCUGAGGACUGCUUGGACUCCUCAGUGCUAAGAGGAUGCAGGGGACACACUUGAAGACUUCUUUCUGAUGGUUACAGAGCUCCCCAAAUACUGCUCCUGGAAGUCCCUGGAAAUGACCUAAUCCUUCUAAUAACAUCGACUCCACCGGGAUUUUUUCCCCUAAAACCGCCCCCCACUGUAAAGUCAGGAUGUAAACACGUGAUCUGCCAGCUUCCGGACGUGUCCACGGCGCCUGCUGUGUCCCUGCCCUGCACGCCGGACCUGCGGCCGCAGAGGCUGUCUUGCCCCCCAGCAUCAGGAGGAAAGCCAGGGCGGCGACAUCUGUUUUUCCCGUGAGUGCUCUAAUUUUUUGCUCGUUCCAACAAAGUGAAAACAUUUUCUGGAGGAAAGAACACAAGCAAAAUUCAUUUGGCACAAGGGGCUCGGCCUCCAGCGCUGACGACACUCUCCCCGCGGAGAAGGAAGCCCACGGCCCGCGGCCAGUUGCUCGUUGCCAGGGCGUCUGAUCAUCAGAUCCCCCCUCUCGGGACCAGGCUUUGUCUCAACUGUGUCUUUGGCAAAAAUUACUUAAAUGACAUGUGACCCUGGGGCUCUGUAGGGCUGAACCCUCAAGACCAUUCCAGUAUUGAGUGAGGGCUGUUUGCACGGUCAGGAGGUUUUAGCUUCAAGGAUUAAAUUGUUUAUUUGGAGAGGGAGGGGCGGGGUGGCUCUCUGUCCAGUUCCUGUGAUUUGUGCGCGGAGGGUGUGAGGGUGCGUGUGCGCCGAGGAUGGGUUUAACAAGUGGUCCUGAGCGCUGAGGAUCCGCACGUCCCUUCAUAAGGCGAGGUCCAGUUCUCUCCCUUAGUUGGCCCAUUCGCAGAAGUAUUAAAUAAUUGGACUUCCGCAUGUUGGCUGCUCUGACUGCUGUGUGUAUACACAGGACAGUAGGGCUGUAUAGCAUCACGUGUUCAGAGGGGUAUGUGGUGCGGUCAGCGCGCUGCCCAGAGGUUGGAGCUCAGGCUCCGGAGUCAGCUGUGUGAACUGGGGCUAGAUGCUGGACCUCUCUGAGCCUCAGCUUCCCCUGUCACUUAUCGGGAGAGAAUGCUGCCCCCCGUGCUGAGCUCUCGCUAGGGGCUGGCUGCCGUGUGCUGCGGGCUCAGCGUUCUGAGCACUCCCUUGGGCACCGUGCAGAGUGAGCCCUGCAGGGUGCGUUUAGCUGUUUCCCAGGAAGCCAGUUGGCAAGGUGGGUCUUGGAGUUUCAGAGCCGUGUUUGGGGAGCAGUCAGCCCUGCAGGAGGCAUGGGCUGGGCAGGUUGGAGAGCAAGGGGCGCCCACACCUGAGGCUGCAUGCCAGCCGAGGACCUGGGGCCAGGUUGCCAAGCCUUGCUUUCUGGGGUGCACCUGGGUCAGAGCUCCACUUUGGAAGGUGCAGAGCGAGGCUGGGCUCGGGAGACCAGCCAGGACACCAGAGCCCGGUGCAGAGGCCGCGCUGGAGGGGUGGGGGUGGGGCCGGGGGAGGGUAGGGGAGGUGGUCAGGUGGUGGAUGGGACGGCUUGAAUGGCACUUUCAGUGGAGGGCUGGGCGAGACCCUCCCCCCUGAGGUGGGUGCUGGUGAGGCUGGGAGUUCAGGUGUCCCACCUUGAGUGGAGGCCCGGUGGGCAUGGCAGGAAGCCCCGGGGCUAAGGAGCCGUGCAGGGUCAGCUGACCUCCGAGUGCAGUGACAGCGGCUGCCCUGGGAGCGAGCCUGGGAGGGGAGGGGCCGCACGUGGGGAGGCAGGCAGUGCUCAGGGCCCUCGACGGGUGCAGGGGGGGCAGCUGGGGGAGCCGCGAGGAGGCCCCGUGGGGCAGCACCUCAAAGGCCAUUUGUGGCCCAGGAGCCCGGAGGGACUUGAGGACUGAAGUUGAAGCAGCAUUUGUCCUGGGCAGUCCGCAGCCCCCAGGCAAGAGCGUUACUGCCCACCUGUGCCAGUUCCCCGGUGACCCUUCGAUGCCCCUUCACACCCAGAUGGACUCUCCGAGUGGUCCACACGCCGCUGCUGUGAUCGAGCCUUCGUGUGCUCGCCGGGGGCUCUGCCCUUCCAUGGGGACACAGAGCAACGUGACCCACUUGUUUGUGAAAAAUUAACAGCCAAAAGUGGAGUUUCUAAAGAAAAAUGUUUCAGCGGCUCAUGUAUCAAGCUUGCUUCUCACCUGGAGCCCCGAGCAAGCUGUGAACUGGCUGCUGACCUCAGGCACCAAAGCUCCAGCUUGCAGGGCCCUCUGAGAGCCGGGUCCCUUCUGCAGAGGGUCGCCUGCCCAGGCAGCAUCUGGGAACAGCCUGGUGGGGCCGUGGUUGCUGCGUCAUGGGUGGCGGGGCCUCUGGCUCAGGUCAGGAAUCAGCCCUAGAGGCUGCUGGCCUCAGCAACUUCCUCGGGUUUUGUUUCUGCAUAAAUAAAUCAUGGAAAAUCUGA
This is a messenger RNA of Hippopotamus amphibius kiboko, 4340 nucleotides long. RefSeq names its product acyl-CoA oxidase 3, pristanoyl (gene ACOX3). The record is from RefSeq and is a predicted model, not a curated record. NCBI's taxonomy places the organism in Eukaryota, Metazoa, Chordata, Mammalia, Artiodactyla, Hippopotamidae. Gene Ontology annotation, molecular function: fatty acid binding; FAD binding; pristanoyl-CoA oxidase activity. Gene Ontology annotation, cellular component: peroxisome. Gene Ontology annotation, biological process: fatty acid beta-oxidation using acyl-CoA oxidase; lipid homeostasis. The coding region runs from base 137 to 1966 and encodes 609 amino acids. The transcript has 15 exons.